AUGGGGACGGACGUGGAGAAGAUGAUCGCGGUGGGGAUCAUCUGGGGCGCGACGAACGCCGUCAUGCGCCGCGGGGCGAUGAUCUGGGACCGGAAGCUCCAAUCAGCUGGAAGGCGGGAAGCAGAUCGCUCUGAUCACCGACUCCACCAGCGGAUCCUAGGGCACGCGAGGAAAUGGCUGGAUCUCCUCUUGGUAUGGCAGUACUCGGUGCCCUUCUUGGUGAAUUUGUCGGCGUCCGCCGCCUUCUUCUACGUGUUGAGCAGUUCCCCAAUCUCCGUGGCCGUACCGGUGACGAACGCGGUCACCUUCGCGGCGACCGCGGUCUCCGCCAUGAUUCUCGGCGAGGAGAUGCGCAUCAGGCACGCCUUGCUCGGGACUUCUCUUAUUGUCUUGGGGAUCUGUCUUUGUAUCUCGUGA
Messenger RNA from Spirodela intermedia, 417 nucleotides. Lineage: Eukaryota; Viridiplantae; Streptophyta; Magnoliopsida; Alismatales; Araceae. The record is from the annotation of a GenBank genome assembly.